Malassezia globosa CBS 7966 is the source of this 633-nucleotide messenger RNA. RefSeq lists its product as uncharacterized. Lineage: Eukaryota; Fungi; Basidiomycota; Malasseziomycetes; Malasseziales; Malasseziaceae. The coding region runs from base 1 to 633 and encodes 210 amino acids. The record is from RefSeq and is a predicted model, not a curated record. The transcript has a single exon. Gene Ontology annotation, cellular component: mitochondrial outer membrane translocase complex; mitochondrial outer membrane. Gene Ontology annotation, biological process: intracellular protein transport; protein import into mitochondrial matrix; protein targeting. Gene Ontology annotation, molecular function: transmembrane protein transporter activity.
AUGUUCCGUAAGAAGCUGCGUAAGCAAUCUAAACAGUCGAUGAAGGAAGCAAAGAGAGAACUCAAAGCAGCGGCUCAACAAGAGACAAUGAUGAUUGAGAAGGCUGUCCGCGAUGCUGCCGAGCCAGGCGCGUUGCCGUCUGGUGUGCAAGAGAAAGAGGCCUUUUUCAUGGAGCAGGUCGCGACGGGCGAAGCACUCUUUGCCCAAGGUGCAGCUUACCAUGUUCCUGCCGCGAUUGCUUUCUUUAAGGCUUUGAAAGUGUAUCCCGCCCCUGUGGAGCUUGUGAUGAUCUACCAAAAAGCAGUGCCCAAGGAAGUGUUUGACCUCAUAAUGAAGUUGGUGACACGCGAUGCCGCUGUGAAUAGUGCAGGCGCAUCGAGCCAGUCGUCGGGCCUUGACCAGGUUGACGACAAAGUCAGCAACGACAAGAACAACAAGGAGGGUGGAAGCGAGUCCGCUGAUCAGUCGUCACCUGAAAAGAAGCCAGAAGUGCAGUCUCAAGAAGAGAAACUGUCGAGGGCUGAGAACAAUGCCGAAACUUCAGCAGAAAAACCUGGUAACACACAAUCGCAAGAAGCUAAGUCAGAACAGUCUAGUAAGGCGAAUACGGAUAAAGAAGCUGAGAAAGCCUAA